This is a messenger RNA of Sphenostylis stenocarpa, 624 nucleotides long. NCBI's taxonomy places the organism in Eukaryota, Viridiplantae, Streptophyta, Magnoliopsida, Fabales, Fabaceae. The record is from the annotation of a GenBank genome assembly.
AUGUGCGAUUCAGGUGGCUAUAGGAUUUCAUGCAUUGGGUGUCUCUGCCUUAGCAUAUAUGUACAUCAACUCAAUGAUGCUCUUAUGCAUCAUACGAAGCAGAUGUCAGGAUAUAUGACUCUUUUACAGUUACCUACCAGGAGUGCAGGUGAUGUGUUCACUAUUCGAACUGCAUUGGAUCUGCUGCAGACAAAGGAUAUCUUGUGGAUGCCAUCUGCAGCUCAUAGAGAACAUAGGCCUUGUCAUGACAUCUCGUUUUUCUCAGGCUACAUCAGAUGUGGUUCACUAAUGCUCCCUUAUCUACCAGAGAGGGUGGUGUUUAGACAAUUUGGACAUGAACAAGGCAUUCCUCGCUCACCAUGUCUUGGUUUCACACUAUUCCACACCUACAUCAUCCCCCCACGAGAAGGAGAUCCUCCAAGAGCCCCAUUGCAGCUCUAUACCAUUCAAACUGAGUCUAGUUCAAGUGAUUCUCAUUCUUGUUCAGAACGAUUUGAAAGAAUUUCCAAGUUACUUCAAUCCAUGCUUGAUCUAAGUGUGGUCAUGGAAGGGACUGAGGCUUGGAAUACCACACAAGAGGCAUUGAACAUCUCAAGGAUUUGCACUGAGACUAAUUGUACAUGA